Messenger RNA from Candidozyma haemuli, 4329 nucleotides. RefSeq lists its product as uncharacterized. The transcript has 2 exons. Gene Ontology annotation, molecular function: ABC-type transporter activity; ATP binding; ATP hydrolysis activity. Gene Ontology annotation, biological process: transmembrane transport. Gene Ontology annotation, cellular component: membrane. The record is from RefSeq and is a predicted model, not a curated record. The coding region runs from base 1 to 4329 and encodes 1442 amino acids. Lineage: Eukaryota; Fungi; Ascomycota; Pichiomycetes; Serinales; Metschnikowiaceae.
AUGUCCAGCGAAGGUUCUUUGACUCCGAAGGAGUUUGCUGGUGAUGUUGAAGGUGCUGGGGAUGUCCAGCCAGCUAACCAGCAUGUCGCUGACCUUCUGAGAGAAAUGUCUAGAUUGACUUAUGAGGAUGGAAAACUUCCUGUUUCUUCAGAGGAGUUUAACUUGUCUCGUCUUUUACAUACUUAUGUUCGCCAGGCAGAGAAUGGCGGUGUGCAAUUGCGCCAGGUGGGCGUUACGUUUGAGGAUCUUUCGGUGCAUGGCAUUGACCAGAGUUAUGCGUUUUUGCCUACAGUUAGCGGUGUUUUGAAGGCUCCAUUGACGAUUUACCGUGCUAUUAAGGAGGCUAGACACCGCCCAGAACGUGCUAUUUUGAACCCUAUGGAUGGGUGUGCUCGCCAGGGAGAAAUGGUGCUUGUUUUGGGUCGUCCAGGCGCUGGCUGCCUGACUCUUCUUAAAGCUUUAAGUGGAACGGAUUUGCAGCUGUACACGAAGAUCGAGGGCCAGGUAGAGUACGACGGUGUGCCCCAGAAGGAUAUGCUUGCAAGCUAUAAGCAAGAUUUGGUGUAUUGUCCUGAGUUAGAUACCCAUUUUCCUCACUUGACGGUGCAGCAAACGCUUGAGUUUGCCAUUGCCAGUCGUAUGCCCAGGCAAAGAGUGAAUAACAUGUCCAAGAGCGAGUACAUUGAGUUUAUCAGGGACAUGUGGGCGACGGUUUUCGGUCUCAGACACACGUACAAGACGAAAGUGGGUAAUGAGUACGUUCGAGGCUGUUCUGGCGGUGAAAGAAAGCGUGUUUCUAUUGCAGAGGCUAUGGCGUGCCAGGGUUCUGUUUACUGCUGGGAUAAUGCCACCAGAGGUCUUGAUGCUUCGACUGCUUUGGAGUACGCCCAGGCUAUUAGAAUAUCCACCAGGUUUACCAAAGCCACUGCUUUUGUUUCGCUCUACCAGGCUUCAGAAAACAUCUAUGCCACCUUCGACAAGGUGCUUGUGUUGUAUAAAGGCAGACAGGUGUAUUACGGCCCUGUGGGAGAGGCUAAAGCGUACUUUGAGGGUAUGGGCUGGCAGUGUCCUCCCAGACAAACCACUGCGGAGUUUUUAACUGCUGUUACUGAUCCUAUUGGUAGAUUUGCCAAGCCAGGGUUCCAGAACAAGGUUCCACGGACUCCAGAUGAGUUUUUGUCUUACUGGCGUAAGUCUCCACAGUACGAGAAGGUCAAGGAAGAAAUCGCUGACUACAAGGCCACCGUCAGCCAGGACGAGACCAAACAACGUAUGGCUGAGUCUGUCAAGCAAGAAAAACAGAGACUUCAGCGUAAUGGCUCUCUCUUUACUGUGAACUUCUACGAGCAGUUCAGGCUCAACUUGAAGCGUGCUUUCCAGAACAUCUGGGGCGACAAGGCCUAUACGAUCAUUCAAGCCGUGGCUGCUUUCGUGCAAAGCUUGAUUGUUGGUUCUUUGUAUUACGAUACCCCAGAUAACGUCACUGGCUCGUUCUCAAGAGGAGGUGUGAUCUUCUUUGCGGUCUUGUACUUGUCUUUGACGGGACUUGCUGAAGUGUCGAAUUCCUUCAAGGCCAGACCUAUCUUGUUGAAGCAGCAUAACUACUCAUUGUACCAUCCCUCGGCUUUUGCCAUUGCCGAAGCAGUUUCGGUAGCUCCAGUGAACUUGGUGAUUACAACCGUCUUCAGUCUUGUGCUUUACUUCCUUUCAAACCUUAACAGAGAUCCAGGCAAGUUUUUCAUCUUCCUUUUGUUCAGUUACUUGGUUUCGUUGGUGAUGAGUUCUUUGUUUAAAGCUGUGGCUUCGUGGAACAAGACCAUCUCUUCUGCCAAUGCUUUUUCUGGUGUGUUGAUUUUGGCUUCUUUGAUGUACUCGUCGUUUAUGAUUCAAACACCUUCCAUGCAUCCUUGGUUCCGCUGGAUUGGCUAUAUCAACCCGGUUCUUUAUGGUUUUGAGGCCAUGAUCACCACUGAGUUCCAUGGAAGAGACAUGCCUUGUGAUUCUGCCUAUUUGAUACCCCAUGGGCCAGGAUACACGUCAGAUAACGUUGUUUGUGGCUUUACAGGCUCUCUUCCUGGCCAAACCAGCAUCGAUGGUGAUAGGUACGUGGCCCAGUCUUUCGACUAUAGCGUCACGCAUGUGUGGAGGAACUUUGGUAUUCUUAUUGGUUUCUUGAUCUUCUUUGUGGGUCUUUCUGCUAUUGGUUUUGAGGUCGUCAGGCCUGUUUCCGGUGGAGUUGACCGUCUAUUCUUCCUCAGAAGCAAGAAGAAGAACGAGAUCUUUGUUAUUGAUAGCGACAAGGCAGAAAGUCUGAACGACAGUGAGGCAGGCCCUGACCCACCGACCGAUCUCGAGAAGGCUGGUUUAUCUGAUGCUGACGCCCAUAAAGCUCUUGCAGACUUGCAGGGUAAGGAUAUCUUUGUAUGGAAGUCUGUGGAUUAUGUUAUUCCAUAUGCUGGUGGCCACCGAAAGCUACUUGACAACGUUUCUGGGUACUGUGUGCCUGGAAAGUUAACUGCGUUAAUGGGAGAGUCUGGUGCUGGUAAAACGACUCUUUUGAAUGCCUUGGCUCAAAGAACCGAUAUUGGUGUUGUCAGUGGCGAUAUCUUGGUCAAUGGAGGCGCUCUAGACGCCUCGUUCUCGAGACGUACAGGCUACGUCCAGCAGCAGGACAUCCAUCUUGCCCAAACGACGGUCAGAGAGGCUUUAAUUUUUUCUGCUAAGCUUAGAAGACCCAAGAGUGUUCCUGAUCGAGAGAAGCUUGAAUAUGUUGAGAGUAUUAUUGAUGUUCUUGAAAUGUCGGAAUACGCCGAUGCCAUUGUUGGCCAUUUGGGCUCGGGACUUAACGUUGAACAAAGAAAAAAAUUAACUAUUGGUGUUGAAUUGGUUGCAAAGCCUUCCUUGUUGCUUUUCCUUGAUGAACCUACCUCAGGCCUUGAUUCCCAGUCCGCUUGGGCUAUCGUGAAGCUUCUUCGGUCGCUUGCCAACGCAGGCCAGUCCAUUUUGUGUACCAUUCACCAGCCCUCAGCCACCCUUUUUGAAGAGUUCGAUAGGCUUUUGCUUCUUCGUAAAGGCGGCCAGACGGUUUACUUUGGCGACAUUGGUGAACAUUCCAGAACCAUCCUUGAUUAUUUUGAAGCAAAGGGCGCAAGAGAAUGCUCAAAGCAUGAAAACCCAGCAGAGUAUAUUUUGGAAGUGAUUGGCGCUGGCGCCACUGCAAUAGUUGACCGGGACUGGUUUGCUGUCUGGCAAGAAUCCGACGAAAAGAGAGUUGCCAACGAACAAAUUGACAGAUAUAUCGUUGACGGCCAGAAACAAGCGUCCGCUUCAGAGGCAACACCAGAAGAGUUGAAUGAGCUUAACCAAACCUACGCUACUCCAGUGUAUUACCAAUUUGUGAUUCUUUUGAAGAGAGACUUCCUUACGUUCUGGAGAAAACCAGAAUAUGUGAUGGCUAAGAUCUUCUUGAUGACCAUGAGUGGUCUCUUCAUCGGCUUCACGUUCUUUGGCUUGAAACACACAUUAACUGGAUUACAGAAUGGUAUGUUCUGUGCUUUCUUGUCGGUUGUUGUCUCAGCGCCGGUGAUUAACCAAAUCCAAGAACAGUGUAUUGCUAUUAGAGAGGUCUUUGAAGGGCGUGAAAGGAUGUCUAAUACUUAUAGAUGGUGGCUCAUGGUGCUUGCUCAGUACGUCACUGAAAUCCCAUACAUGUUUGUUGGUGGAGCCAUUAUGUUCGUUUCACUUUAUUUCCCAACCCAAGCUGAUACACUGGGAUCCCAUGCUGGUGUGUUUUACUUGACCAAUGGUAUUUUCCUCCAGUUGUUUAAUAUUUCGUUUGCGUUCAUGUUGGUUUACAUGGCCCCAGAUGUUCAAUCUGCGGCUGUGUUGGUUUCGUUCUUCUAUUCGUUCAUUGUUGGUUUCUCUGGCGUCGUCCAGCCAACUCAGUUGAUGCCUGGUUUCUGGACGUUUAUGUAUAAGGUCAGUCCUUAUACUUAUAUCAUCCAAAACCUUAUUGCCUCUUUUCUUCACCAAAGAAAAGUCGAAUGUGCUGAUAAAGAGUUAUCUGUGCUUGAACCGCCCCAAGGCACUACGUGUGGUGAUUACAUGGGCCCAUUUAUUGAGAAUGCUGGUGGAUACUUGGUCGACCCCAACAGUACCGAAAGCUGUGGAUAUUGUCGUUAUACAAAUGCUGACGAGUAUCUUUUGACCCUUUACACCAAGUACUCGUAUAUCUGGAGAAACGUUGGAUUCUUCUGCGUUUACAUCAUUUUCAAUCUUGCGAUGUGCCUAAUAUUGUACAAGGCCCUUAGGUUGACAAAGAAAAAUUAA